AUGUGGCUGGUUCCCCAAUUCCUGAAAAACCUCUGGUGUAGGGGUUCAAACGAAUAUCCUGUCUUUCCCCCGCCAGAGCCCGAAGAACUCCUCGCUCGCCCUAAUGUCUACCGCGAACGCCUCUUCCAACGCAUCUAUCGAACUCCUAAAGACAAGCUGGAAGACACCCCACUGUUUUCACUAUACCGACUCUAUGAGAGCUUGGUUUUGAACGACAACAUCGGCCUGCGAAACGAAUUCGAAUAUUUCUGGUACGCGAAGUGGCCGGUCGUUUCUAUUCCUGAUCCACAGGACCCCUCCAAAUCUCGCUACGCGGUUCUUUCUGCUAUCCCAGCCUUUUUAGUCGAGUCAUUUAACCAGCGUAUCGAGCUGGGUCUCCCACGGAAAGCCGACCCCAUCAUGUCCCGCGAAGAAAUGGAGCAGUACCAAAAGGAGGACAGGAUAUUCGAGUCAGCGCCAGAGUGGACGGACCAGGUGGCGCGGCUCGAAGAUACCCUAGUCAUUCCACAUGAUAACGAAGAGAUUCUUGGGUCGUUCGAUGAUAAAAGGGCUAGUGAGCAGCUGGCAGCGAAAAACAUCUUGCAUUGGCAACCAGAUAUUCAUCUCAUUUGA
Messenger RNA from Penicillium roqueforti, 612 nucleotides. RefSeq lists its product as uncharacterized. The transcript has a single exon. The coding region runs from base 1 to 612 and encodes 203 amino acids. Lineage: Eukaryota; Fungi; Ascomycota; Eurotiomycetes; Eurotiales; Aspergillaceae. The record is from RefSeq and is a predicted model, not a curated record.